Marchantia polymorpha subsp. ruderalis is the source of this 939-nucleotide messenger RNA. The record is from the annotation of a GenBank genome assembly. NCBI's taxonomy places the organism in Eukaryota, Viridiplantae, Streptophyta, Marchantiopsida, Marchantiales, Marchantiaceae.
GACGCUUUCUUAACUCUCGCUGGAGCUUGAGAGGCCAGACAUAUCGACAGAUUCACUCGUUCGAGCAAUUCGGGCGAUUCUGCUUCCCUGCAUCCACUCGAGGAUUCGUUGAUCGGUCGAAUUUGGUUGCAAUCAUGUCUGCCGGAGGCGGUCAGAUGGUGUCGUUCACGAAGGUCAUCCUUCCUGCGGUCUUCGCCUCGUUCGUCCCCGCCUACCUCUUCUGGGAUUUGGCCCGGAACCGGAAAGUCUUUGGAGGAACAUGUGCUGCAAGCUACGCUGACAACAACUGGCAGAAGGAGACAAUCGCGAAGUUCGACUCUGGCUGGCCAAGAGAGGCCGGUUCCCCUGUCGUCAUGAACCCCAUUGGUCGCCAAAAUUUCUCCAAAGUAUAGGGAUAGGCUACAGAUUGAGAUAUGUAAUGGCCUGGAAGCGCAUGUUGCUGCACGUCGAGGCUAGAAGGGUUUGCUUGAGAAUUACAAUUAUUAGCAGGUAUCAAAUGUCGACUCUGCUCCAAACCUUAAGGUAUCAAACAUAGUAGCUCUUUUGUGCCGAGAGUUUCUCAGAGUUCAAAAUCACAUCUGGAAUAAUUUGGUUCCAGUUGUUUGCCGCAGUCAUGAGUUAUUUUUCGAGCUCUCCCUGCCCUGAAUAGUGGGCGAGGAUGAGAUGUUUGGACGAAUGAGAACAGUUUAAAACUCAAUAUUUGUCUAUUUCCAAUGUUUCUUCUCGCCGGUUUAUAUUUCAAAAAAUCUCUCCUCAACGGCAACAUUGUCAAGUAAAGCUACGGUUAUCGUCUCGCAUGCUUAUUUGUUGUGAUCGGGCCACAAUUUUUAGUCAUGAUCGUGGUUGUAAAUGAGCCAGCUCUGUGCUGAUUGGACUCGGGACAAGCUCGCGCAGAUGUUUAUGACUAUCUCUGAUAAUUCAAAGCUUGUCUUAUAUAUA